Molecule: messenger RNA, 5815 nt
Organism: Bicyclus anynana (squinting bush brown)
Lineage: Eukaryota; Metazoa; Arthropoda; Insecta; Lepidoptera; Nymphalidae
Gene: Isha
Product: SR-related and CTD-associated factor 4
Exons: 23
Coding region: 134-4840 (1568 amino acids)
Cellular component (GO): nucleus
Molecular function (GO): RNA binding
Source: RefSeq, a predicted model, not a curated record
UUACGCCAUUUUGUAAUUCUGAACAUGUUGAUUCGUUCUUGAAGAUGAUUUUCUUAAAGCAAAUAAUUAAUUUAGCUAGAUUUAAGUAGUGUAGUGCAUUAAUUUAAAUAGUAAUAGCAAGAAAAGCCAUAAAAUGGAUACGUCGGAAGUAAAAGCGUUCAACGCGGAGUUGUCCGGGUUGUACGAAAACAAGCCGCCUAUAUCAAAGGCAAAGAUGAGCGCUAUCACUCGAGGUGCUAUUAAAGCAAUAAAGUUCUACAAACACGUAGUACACAGUGUCGAGAAGUUUAUACAGAAGUGCAAGCCCGAAUAUAAAGUGCCUGGUUUAUACGUGAUAGAUUCAAUUGUGAGGCAGUCGCGGCACCAAUUCGGCCAGGAAAAGGAUGUUUUCGCGCCGAGGUUCGCCAAGAACAUGCAGCAAACCUUUGCGAACCUCUUUCGAUGUCCUGAUGAUGAUAAGCGGAACAUAAUCAGAGUGUUGAACCUGUGGCAGAAGAACAGUGUGUUCAGUCCAGAGGUCAUUCAACCCCUGCUGGACAUGGCCGACCCCAACCACCCCCUGCACCAGGAGAUACAACAGCAACAACAAAACAACACUGCCAAUGGAAGUAGCCUUAAUGUCUCCCACAACACGACAGAUAAUAGGAUUUCACCCAUGCCUCGUCAGGAGUCUGCUCAUAAUUCACCCAUGAUGGGUGAUCAGUUCCAAGAUGACUCAUCGGGUCCCCAACCGGCCAAGUUCAACCGCAAGCUGCUGAACGACUUCGAAUACGAGAGCGAAGACGACGCGCCGCCCGAGCCGCACAACAGUGCGCCGCACCACUCCGCGCACGGCGCUAGCACUACCACCGACACACUGGGCAGUAUAUUGACAAAUCCAGAAAUCAUGAGGCAGCUGCAGAGUCUACAGGCGCAAAUGCAACUCAUGACUGGAAUGAAUCUGCCUAAUUUGAUGCAUCUCCAACAGAUGUCUGAUAUGCAGUUACAGCAGCAGAACCAAAAUCAAAAUUUACCAUUUUUAAAUUCGCAACAGGAGGCGCCAAAGCAACAGAACGAAGCGAAGGACGACAUGGCCGAGUCUGACAUAGAGUUUGUAGAGACGGGCCCGCAGGUCAUAGAGAUACCAGACGCCAAUGACUCCAGGAGAGUACAUAAAAAUGACUGUAACUCCAGAAGUCCGUCCCCAAAGUCCCGGAGGCACAGGUCGAGGUCGAAGUCACCACGGAGAAGACGGAGAGGCUCCCGCUCCCGCUCGCGCUCUCCACGAAGACGAAGGGACAGAGAUCGAGACAGAGACAAAGACAGAGACCGGGAUCGUGAGAAAAGUUACAAGGAACGGGAAGCGGAGAAAGAAAAACAGAGAGAAAGAGAAAAGAAAGGGCUACCUCCUAUCAAAAAGGAAAACCUUAGCGUGUGCAGCACGACGUUGUGGGUGGGGCACCUGUCCAAGCUGGCGACGCCGGAGGAGCUGUCGGACCUGUUCGGCGCGCUGGGCGGCGUGGUCUCCAUCGACGUGGUGGCGCCCCGGGGCUGCGCCUUCGUGGUCAUGGAGCGCCGCCGCGACGCCGCCAAGGCGCUCGCCAAGCUCAACAAGCACAAGCUGCACUCUAAGGAGAUCACCGUGGCGUGGGCGGCGGGCAAGGGCGUGAAGGGGCGCGAGUGGAAGGACUACUGGGAGGCGGAGCUCGGAGUGGCGUAUCUGCCGUGGCCGGCGCUGCACGCGCGCUGGCUGCUGGGCGCGCUGUCGCUCGACGCGCUGGAGGACGGCGGCGCGGUCGACGAGGAGACGCUGCCCCCGUGGCUGCCGCCGAGGAUAAUACCCAAAGCGAUACCAGAGGGCAUGCCCAUGAUGGGCGGCCUGCCGCCCGUGUCCGCCGCGGGCAUGCUGGCGGGUCCGCUGCCCGGCCUGCCGACGGGCCUGCCGCCCGGUAUGCCGCCCGGCGGGCUGCCCCUGCCCGCCGGCAUGCCGGUGCCGCCCGCCAGCAUCCCCAUGCCUGUUCCGAGGAUGCCGCCGCCCGGGAUGCCCGGUGGUCUGCCGCCUGCGCUGGCGGCGGGAGUGCCUGCAAUUAGGACUCCGGUACCAGGUCUACAAAGAGAUGCAACAAUGCCGCCCACGGGCCCAAUGCUAGGCUUUCCGCCCGGCAUGCCGCCCCAGACAAUGCCACAACCAGGCAGCGUGCCGGGCAUGGUGGGCGGCUUCCUGAGCGGGCUGAUGGGCGUGGGCAUGAACGUGGGCGUGGGCAUGAACGUGGGCGGGCUCGUGCUGCCGCUGCACGCGCCGCACCCGCUCGCGCAGCCCGCCAGGCCGCCGCAACACGCCAUCCAGCAGCAGCAGCAGCAGCAGCAGGCGGCGCGCGAGGCGGACGACGCCAUGGAGCUGGACACGUCGGAGCACGACGACGAGCCCGCGCCGCCCGCGCCGCCGCUCUCCUUGGACCAGAUCCAAGCGUUACUCUCGAAACCGCCGCCCGCUUUCAACUCAUCGGAGCCCCCGCCCGGGUUCAACCCACCCGACACACAACCCACCUUCGACUCCACCCAACCGCCGCCCGACGACAAGCGUGACGACGACCGGCGAGACAGGGACAAAGAUAGGCGGGACCGCGAGAGAGACAGGGACAGAGAUAGGGACCGUGACAGGGAACGGAGGGACAGGCGGGACAAUCGAGAUCGGGACCGAAAUGACAAUCGGGAUCGGAAUGAUAACCGAGAUCGUAAUGACAUCCGUGAUCGCGAUAAUCGAGAUCAGAGAGACAAUCGAGAUCAAAGAGAAAAUAGAGAUCAAAGAGAAAAUAGAGAUCAAAGAGACAAUAGAGGAGACGUUCGGGAUCGAGGGGAGAAUCGGGACCGUGACAGAAGGGACCGAGGUGACAGAACGAGAGAUAGAGAUAGAGAAAAAGACGACCGAAGAGGCGGGAGGGAAGACCGGGACCGCGACCGCGGCGAACGGGGAGACCGAGGCGACCGGCCUGACCGAGCCGACCGACCCGACCGAGGCGACCGAAAUGACCGGGGCGACCGGAAUGACCGGGGUGACAGGAGUGAACGAGACCGGGGCGCCGGUCGCGACCGGAGGGACCGGGACGGUUCCAGCAGAUUCAGUUCCAGGGAUAGUAAUCCAGAAAGAAGUCGCGAGAAGUCCCCUCGCAGCACAAACGCCAGCGAACCAAACUCAGAGAAGAGUCUGCAAGAGCGGCUGUGGGAGAUGGCCAACGGCAAGAGCGACGACGCGCGCCCCGACGAGCAGCCCGCCGACUGCGACAACCAGCGCGACAGUCGCGCGCCGCUGCUGGACCUGCCGCCCGCGGCCGAGGAGACCGACAUGAGCACCAAUAACGAAGGUGGCGAGGAAGCCGGAGGCUGGACCGCAAUACCGCCGCCGCGCGCCCACCAGCCGCCCGCAUUCAGGGCUGAACUAAGAAUGAGAGGUCCACCCGCUAGACACCCAAUGAGAGGGCCGUGGAUGGAUAUGCCGGGGCCGGCGCCCUUCGGGCCUAGGUUCAAUGGUAUGGGCCCCCCGCCGUUUAACAGACCUCCCUUCGAGAGACCCCCCUUCGAAGGUGGCCCGCCGAUGUUCGAGAGGCCACCGUUCAAUCGCAUGCCAUUCGAUGGACCACGCCCACCGUUCGACGGCCCCAGACCGCCCUUCGAUGGUCCGAGACCAUUCGAUGGACCGAGACUUCCGUUUGAUGGACCGCGACCUCCGUUUGACGGUCCUAGACCGCCGUUCGAUGGCCCCCGCCCGCCUUUCGAUGGACCGAGACCGCCCUUUGAUGGCCCGAGACCGCCCUUCGAUGGUCCACGACCACCAUUCGACGGAUCGCGGCCACCAUUUGAUGGACCGAGACCGCCUUUCGAUGGUCCGAGACCACCUUUCGACGGACCUAGACCACCUUUCGAUGGACCCAGACCACCUUUCGAUGGCCCUAAUCCGCCGUUCGAUGGACCCGGACCCCGACCGUCGUUCGAUGGCCCGAGACAGUUCGACGACUUCGACGGUGAUAGAUCCUUUGACGGACCGAGAUUCGAAGGUCAACCCGAGUUCUUUGACAGGGGCAAUAGGAGAUUUGACGACAGAGAACAGUACAAUGACAGAGGUUGGAACGGAGAUAGAGACAGAGAUUGGGAUAGAAGAAACGACUGGGACGAUAGAAGGAGAGAUAGGAGAGGUGGAAGAGAUCACGAAGACCGGUAUAACAGAGACAACAGAGACAGAAAUGACAGACGAAGGACAUUCGAUGACAGAUCUAGACCACCCAGAGAGGAACAACAGCAGGAGAGGAAAGAGAGAAGGGACAAAGAUAGAAAAUCUAGAUGGGGGGCCGCGGAGGAGAGUCAGCCGGAGGAGAGUAUACCCCAGGAGCCGUCCAGUGACGCAAUCCAAUCAGAACAAGCAGAAGCUGCAGACUCGACCAAUAGCGCACAACAAAGUGCAGAGGAGAGCAACGCUAGUGAUAUGUUAAAUGCGCCAGAAGCAAUUUCAGAAGACAACAGCAAUAAAUACGAACCUGGAGAAAAUGAAUCAGAAUCUAAUGAACCAGCUUACACUGAACAAAAUGAUCAAACAUACGAACCGAAUGAACCUACAGCAGACGCGAUGGACACUGACCAAGGGCCGAUGGAUCUUUACGAUGCGAACGAAGCUGUGGACACCAGUUUCGCUGCAGCUCCAGUGGUCGAUACAACGUCCACAGACAUAGACAAUACACAAAAUUGUCAAGAAGAGGUAGCAAAAUCAGAUGACAUAUUCAGCCAAGAGCCGGCACCUAAAGAUGUCCCUCAAGAAAGCCCAUUAGAAGCGGCCAGUGAAACUAGUGAAAACAUAGAGGGGCUGGCUUGACACAGGAGAAAAUGGCAGACUGGAUAUUUCCAAUGGAAAUGAUUCGGGUGAAGCGAGCGGACUCACAGACACCGGCCCGCGCAGUGGGACAGGAGACAGUGCGCGCCUCCCGGCUAUGUCUACAAUAUGUUCACAGAGAAACCUCCUUUUUUCGGAGAAGUCGGUUACAGAAGUCGUUCCGUUUCACGAACAAUGGGCAGUGACUUAGAUAAUAACUGUAAAAGUUAUCUUAUCAGACUAUUUAAACUAGAAGCAAUAUUAUAUUUAUAAAUUUGAAUUCGAGUAGUGUUUAGCAAAAGACAAUACGACUUAGCCGUAAUUUUUUUUUAAUAUUUUGUGCCUUUAAGUUCUUUAAAUUUUUUUGAUGGACAAAAUUUAUAUUAUUAAUUACGUUAAAAGAUCCUUGAAUUCCGCUCGAGUACAUUUUUCUUUUAUAACAGAAGGAUAUAAAAAUAUAAAGGAGAGUUGAUAAACAUUUAGAAAUACUUUAGCUACCGUGAUUGGAAGCAAAUUAUAUAAAGUUUUCGCCAAUUUCUUGACAACGAUGACGUCACACGUCCCAUAGUCCGUGAAAGGGAACGCGCCACGGGUCGCGCGCCCGCCGUUAUAACGCCAAAGAUUAUUUUUUUAUACAAAAAUUGAAAUAUACGAGUGCCUUAUGGUGUAGCUGGUGUUUUGUUUGCCUCGCCGGCUAGGGAGGGACGCGGGAGGGACGCGGAAGGGAGUAGUCGGCUGCACGGCGGCGGCGGAGGAACGCGCCUCGGCGCUCAAGUGGAGCGACCGGGGCCAGGUACGGUGCACGCGCGUCUAGAACAAUUGCACAACUGUAUCCUCUAAUGCAUCACAUCUACUUACUUUUAGUCUUUGCCAAACCUAGGCGUACAGCUCGCGUUCGCGGUGGCGUGCUCGGUUACGAUCAGCAGGCCUAUUAUGUGUAAUACGGCCUCGGUGUACAACUCAAAUAAUUUCAAUGAU